Molecule: messenger RNA, 1585 nt
Organism: Cotesia glomerata
Lineage: Eukaryota; Metazoa; Arthropoda; Insecta; Hymenoptera; Braconidae
Product: lachesin-like
Exons: 5
Coding region: 435-1424 (329 amino acids)
Cellular component (GO): neuron projection
Source: RefSeq, a predicted model, not a curated record
UUUAAAUAAAAAAUUGAAUUAGGUCUUGAUAAAAAAUUUAUGGAAAUAUAAUUUGUUAUUCAUGAUAAAGUGCGUGUUUGAAUAUUUUAAAACCCUGGGUGUUAGCAACUACCACUGAUAUAAGUUUCACAAAUAAGAAGCAAUGGAAUACUAGCGCAGUGGCAUUGAGUUUACCUUGAAAUUACUAAAUCAAGAACCGGAUUUUUUUCAUCGCUUCACUCAUCCAUUGUAUUAUACCCAGCAACAUUCCACUUUUGUCAUACUCACCCUGUGCAUCCAAGAGUCAAGAAAAUAAUAAUAAUAUUCUCUUUAAAGUUCUUCGUUAUUUAUUUUUAUUUGUAUUUCCUUUGUAACAACAGUUGCUUCGACGUGCUGGCUCUCAGUGAAUUUAACUCAUAACUAAAAAAUUUAUAAGUAAAAUUUUAUUUUUUAUAAUGAAGAAAUUCAUUCUAGGAAUACUUCUUACUGUAGCAUCAAUUACCGAAAUUACUUAUGCUCAAAGAACUCCAACGAUAUCUUAUCUAUCCCAGGAACAAAUCGUGGAUAUUGGACAGUCAGUCGAAUUAAAAUGUUCGGUAGUAUACGGCGAUGAAUAUCCAGUUUUCUGGUUAAAAGUUGAAAGUAUAAAAGAUAGAUUGCCAAUUUCUUCGGGAACUUCUUUAAUUAUUGGAGAUUCUAGAUUUUCUAUUUCUUAUUAUGCCGACAAUUCAACUUACACUCUUCGGAUUGACAAUGUCCAACAAACAGAUCGUGGUAUCUACGAAUGUAGAGUUCAAGUUGCUGUAGAUAAUCCGACUCCAGCAUACGUACAAUUACAAGUACGAUUUGAACCAUCGAUAACCGAUAAUUCAACGAAUAAUUUCAUUACCACUGAAGGAAAAAGUGUCCAGCUUGAAUGUUAUGCUAAUGGUUAUCCAGCACCUACUAUUUCAUGGCGAAGACAAUCUGUUCCUUUUUCGAGCGGUGGCUUAAUUAUUAAAGGAAAUAUCUUGACUAUUCCAUCGAUUACUAAAGAUGAUCGUGGAAUUUAUUAUUGCAUUGCUACAAAUGGAGUCGGUCGUGGCCAUCGUCGUAUUAUAAAUGUAGAAGUUGAAUUUGCCCCAGUAGUUACAGCCAAGCGACCUUAUGUUGGUCAAGCUCUGACGUAUGACCAGGAUUUAGAGUGUCACGUAGAAGCUUAUCCUCCACCAGCAAUUUCAUGGAUCAAAGACGGUGAAGAAAUCAGUAAUAAUCGAGACUACCGCAUAUCACACUUCGCUACAGCUGAUGAAAUAUCUGACACAACUCUUCGUGUUAUUACUGUUGAAAAAAGACAAUACGGAAUGUUUUAUUGCAAGGCCAGCAAUAAAUACGGCUCUCAUAAUACGUCAAUAGAAUUAUUUGAAACAAUCAUUCCGGUGUGCCCACCAGCUUGUAAUCUAUAAAUAUAAUUUUUCAUUCAUCAUAUAUUCACGUUUAAAUCAUUCCAUAUUUUUUCCAUUAUUUAUUUGAUCAUAUUUCAAUUCAACAGUUAAGAUAUUUAUGUAUACUUAUCAAAUAAACAUAAUGGAAAUACUUAAAAAACAAUUUCAUCAAAAAAUUAUAA